Molecule: messenger RNA, 1086 nt
Organism: Aspergillus uvarum CBS 121591
Lineage: Eukaryota; Fungi; Ascomycota; Eurotiomycetes; Eurotiales; Aspergillaceae
Product: fumarylacetoacetate hydrolase family protein
Exons: 4
Coding region: 49-915 (288 amino acids)
Molecular function (GO): catalytic activity
Source: RefSeq, a predicted model, not a curated record
CUCAAGGGACACAUCAAAAGCUACAACUCAUUGAUUCUUGCUAUCAUGAUGUCUUGGUCUCGCCUCAUCCGUUUCGUUGAUACCACCGGCAAGGUCUGCUUUGGAGAACCUGCGAUCAACGAUGUCACGAAAUUGGAAGAAGAAUGCCUAGCCGGGACCCUUUAUGCCCAGGAAUUUGUGGGAGACAGCCCACUCUCUGUCACCCCAGGUUCUCGUCGCCUGCAUGUUAAGGAAAUCCUGGGCGUUCUCAGACCAGAAGAUGUUCCUAUCAUCCGUUGUGUGGGGUUGAACUAUAUGGCACACAUCAAGGAGGGUGGACGCACCCCACCGCCUCAUCCGUCUCUUUUUAUCAAGCCGAACACGUCCAUUGCUUCGUACAAUGAGGAUAUUCCCAUCCCCCAGAUUGCUCAAGACUCAGUAGACUAUGAGGGCGAACUGACUGUUGUGAUUGGCAAAACUGGUAAGAAUAUUCCAAAGGAAAAGGCUCUGGAGUACAUUGCCGGGUAUGUCGCUGCCAACGACGUGUCCUGCCGAAGCUGGCAAAAAGAUCCGACCAAGGCCGGAGGUGUUCCCCAAUGGUGUUUCAGCAAGGGUUUCGAUAAAUUUGCCCCUGUCAGUCCUAUGCUCGUAUCUCCUAAGGUCGUCGGUGCUGCCGAUAAUCUACGCCUACAGACGCUCGUCAACGGCGAGGUCCGCCAAGAUACGAACACUAAUGACUUACUUUUCAAUGUCCCUCAUCUGAUCAGCUUUCUCAGCCAGGGAACCACUUUGGAAAAAGGCACGGUGAUCAUGACCGGUACCCCCUCGGGUGUGGCCAUGGGCAUGACCCCUCCCCCUUAUCUCAAAAAUGGUGACGUGGUGGAGGUGAUUAUUGAGGGUGUUGGAUCUACGAAGAACGUUAUGGCAUUUGAGUAAUGGAUAGGUAUUGUCAGGGAAGGCACGAGAUGGGUGUUUCCGCCUUCCAUAUACGGAAAAGCGAGAAGGGGGUCAGCACCUCCCACCUCAUCUUCCCGGCGUUGCCUGAUUCCUCCCGAUUCGGGUUCCUUAGCAAUUUUUAGGAAUUAUUGCAGUAUUGCAGUUAUUGAG